Cynoglossus semilaevis (tongue sole) is the source of this 9219-nucleotide messenger RNA. It is a transcript of the gene vps13a, whose product is annotated as vacuolar protein sorting 13 homolog A. The record is from RefSeq and is a predicted model, not a curated record. The transcript has 64 exons. NCBI's taxonomy places the organism in Eukaryota, Metazoa, Chordata, Actinopteri, Pleuronectiformes, Cynoglossidae. Gene Ontology annotation, biological process: protein retention in Golgi apparatus; protein targeting to vacuole; autophagy. The coding region runs from base 400 to 9087 and encodes 2895 amino acids.
UGGCAGUGUUUGCAAUGUUGUAUCAGGUGUCGUAAAAAGCCAAUGCAUCAACAAUCAUUCGGCAGAGGGCUAAGGUAGAAUGUCCUUGGUCCUUUGAAGUGUGAGCCAAAAAAAAAAAAAAAUCCGACACACUUGCAAACACAGAGACGAGAGUGGCAAAGGAAAAGAAGAGAAAAGGGAGUGUUUGGGGCUGUCACGCAACGUUACAAAUGACAGCUGCCGUAAAGCACCACGAACAAAUUACAACACACAGAGGCUCGGUAAAUUCUAAGAGGCGGAGGAAAGAAGAAGAGAAGCAAUGGAGUAAUGAAAGCUUUCUGCAGUUAAACACACUUAACCACCUAACUAACGCGUCAUGAAAUGUAAACAUUAUGACAUGUAGGUGAAAGACACAGCAACAUGGUGUUCGAAAGCCUGGUGGUAGAUGUCCUCAACCGUUUCUUGGGGGACUACGUUGUCAACCUUGAUACCUCGCAACUAAAGCUUGGAAUAUGGGGAGGCGACGCCAUUCUUACAAAUCUUGAAAUAAAGGAAAAUGCCCUGAGUGAGCUUGACAUUCCUUUCAAAGUGAGGGCAGGACAUAUAGGGAAGCUAGAGCUCAAGAUUCCAUGGAAGAACCUCUACACCCAAUCAGUGGAGGCCACACUGGAUGGUGUCUACCUGCUCAUUGUGCCCACAGCCAGUAUAAGGUACGACGCAGAAAAGGAGGAAAAACAGGCCCACGAGGCACGUCAGAGGGAGCUGCAGCGGAUAGAAGAGACAAAACUCAAGGCUGCUGAACAAGAGAACCUAACGUUAGAGAAGCAGGACACCUUUGUGGAGAAACUGGUCACUCAGGUCAUCAAAAACCUGCAGGUCAAAAUCUCCAACAUUCAUGUGCGCUAUGAAGAUGAUAUCACCAAUCCAAAGUGUCCUUUGUCGUUUGGAGUAUCACUUAAAAACCUCAGCCUUCAGACAGCCGAUAAGAACUGGAAUCCAAGUCUUCUGAAUGAGAGUGCCAAGCUUUUCUUCAAGUUGGUUCGUCUGGACAGUUUGUUUGCCUACUGGAAUGUUAACUCGACCAUCUUCUCCAACCACAGCGCUGAGGAGGCCUUGCGGUGUCUCCAAAGCACCAUGGAUGUUCGACACUCUCUUCUGGGCAGCGUUGACUUCAUUUUCCGUCCGAUCUCUGCCGAUGCUAAACUGUGCAUGAACCCCAGGUCAGAUAUAGACCACUCUUCUCCUAAGUUGGAUCUUAUGGUUCAUCUGAGUGAAGUGGACUUUGAACUCAACAGACCCCAGUACAUCAGCAUCUUGGAGGUAUUGGGCUCAGUGGAUAUGAUGUCCAGGAACCUUCCGUACAGGAAGUACAGACCUGUGGUCAAUGUUCACAACAACGCUUGCAUAUGGUGGAACUAUGUAAUCACAGGCACCCUGGAAGUUGAUGUGAAGCCCCGUCUACAUAUGUGGUCAUGGGAGCACAUUCGCCAGCACAGACAGAAGGUCAAGCACUACAGGGAGCUCUACAAGAUGAGGCUUACCAGUAAAAAUCCCAGUGAGGAGCUUCUGCUCAUGCUGGAGGAGCCUGAGCGAUCCCUGGACCUUUUUAACAUCACGUUGGCCAGACAGCAGGCUGAAGUCGAGGCGAGUAAGGCAGGGCUGCGCAUUUUCCGUCCUGGCAUUAAGAUGGAGGAGGAGAAGUCUCAGGGUUGGCUCAGCUGGAUGUGGAACUGGGGACAAGAAGCAGAUAAAGAAACAAAAGAUGUCAAAACUACAGGUUUUGAUGGACUCUUUACCUCUGAUGAAAAAGCCAAACUCUACACUGCCAUUGGUUACAGUGAGACUGCCAUAAAUCCCAACCUGCCAAAGAAUUUUGAGAACACAAAGAUUAAAUUCCAUAUGGAGAGGCUGUCAGUGUCCAUUAAAGACAGCAGGGACAAAGAUGAGAUCAUCAGGCUGACUGUAGCAGAUCUCAAGUCCACCCUCACACAGAGGCCUGGAGCACAAGCCAUCAAGAUCACAUCACAGCUGACCCUGUUUGAGAUCACAGGUCUGGCCAGUAAUCACCCAGCUCCAACUCUUCUUUCGUCACGAAAAGCAUCCACAGGAGCAGGAAGUCCACUGCUUUCUAUUCUGUUUGAGACUAACCCGUUAGACGAGACGGCGGACCAGCGGCUGCAUGUGGAAUCACAACCUCUGGAAAUCAUCUAUGAUGCAAUAACAGUAAACAGCAUGGCAGCAUUCUUCAGGCCUCCUGAUGACCUGCGGCUAGAUGAGCUCACCAAUGCCACACUCAUUAAACUGGAGGAGUUUAGAGACCGCACAUCCACUGGUUUGAUGUAUGUGAUCGAAACACAGAAGGUUCUGGACAUGAAGGUGAACUUGAAGGCCUCCUACGUCAUCAUUCCACAGACGGGCUUUUACAAUGGUACCCAGAACAUCCUGCUGCUGGACCUUGGACAUUUCCAGGUAUCCAGUCAGAGCAAGGAGGAUCUACCACAGCUGUCAGCCACUUCCAGCAACAUUGAAGACAUCAUCUCCAGAGCUUACGACAGCUUUAAUAUUCAACUCACAAGUCUGCAGUUCCUCUACAGCAAACCAGAUGGUGACUGGAAAAAGGCUCGCAAGGAGAAGAAGUCACACAUGCAUAUCUUAGAGCCAGUGGAUGUCAAUGUGAUUUUCAGCAGAGCAAUGGUUGUCAAGGAUUCUCGUAUGGCAAAGUAUAAAAUGUCUGGACAACUUCCUCUGCUAUCUCUGCGUAUUUCUGAUAAUAAACUUCGAAGCGUUCUGGAGCUGGUGCACAGUAUACCACUACCUAAGAGUAAACCUGCCGCUCGCUCCAGCACUCCGUCCACAAUGACUCAGGCCACUGCUGCAAAGUCUAAGCAGGCUUUCCCGCUUCAGCUGACCCCUAGACGACCCCUGAACAGAGCUGACCAACGGGCCUCACUCAUGUUUGAGUCAUGUGAGACCAUCAGCCUCACUUCUUUAGGGUCAGAGGAGGAUUUAUUCUAUGAUGCUCCCACCUCCCCCAUUGCUGACCAACCCUUCUUCCCUGACAACCCCAUGCCACUGCGGUAUGCAGACUUGCAUAGAAGAAGUGUGGCCAAGGAUGAUGCUCCAAAGAACAUGACUGAUUUUUUAAUGGAGUUUGAAAUAAGUGAGUUUUUUGUUCAGUUGUGCCGCCUCUCUGAUAGUAAGGAGAUCCCAGUCCUUGACCUGGAAAUUGAGGGUUUGGGCACAGAGCUUAAGGUGCGCACGUUUGACAUGACAUCAAACACGUACCUUCGAGAGAUCUGCCUCAAAUGUCCUGAAUAUACCGACUCUGAAGAUAAGCAGGUUCAGCUCAUAACUACUCUUGAUAAUGCAGAGGAUGACCUGCUCAUACUUGAAUAUGUCAAAGCAGACAAGAAAGGUCCAGACUUCAGGUUCCAACACAACAAUACAGAGCAGCUCAUCAAGGUGACGUUUUCAUCCCUUGAUAUUCAUCUACACACGGAAGCCCUGCUCAACACCAUGAACUUCCUCAUGAACCUGCUUCCUGCAUCCAAGAAGGAAGAGGAGAAGCAGGAGGAGCCUCAAACAAUUCCUGAGGAGGAUGUGGUCGAGGGGCAGAAGAAGGAAGAGAAGAAGGAAAUGGCUGCUGUGGCCAAGAAGAAAAGUACAAGAAGUUCCAAGUUUUCAGAUGUGGUGAAUCUCCGGGUCAAGGCUGAUCUCCGCUCUCUGAAAAUCUUCAUCAGAGGACAGAGAGCCAGUAUCUCUGAGAUUUGUAUUGAAGGACUUUUUUCCGAGGUUCUAUGGCGGAAGAAGGAGAUGGAGAUUCUGACUAAUCUGAAGAACAUUGUGGUCCUUGAUUGUGACAAAGAUGCUAUUUACAAGAAGGCUGUAUCUAUAGCAGACAAGGAAGUGUUCGCCUUUCACAUGGUGAAUUACACCGAUGCCACUGAAGGAAAUGCAUAUCUUGACAUGUCUCAAGUGGACACUGCCAUCACACUGACUGUGGGAUGCAUCCAGGUCAUCUUCCUCAACAAAUUUGUUUCAACUAUUUUGGCGUUCAUCGAUAAUUUCCAAAUGGCCAAAGAGGCCUUGGCUGAGGUGACGGUCCAAGCUGCAGAAAAAGCAGCAACAGGUGUGAAGGAGCUGGCAGAGCGAAGCACCCGAAUUGCCCUCAAAGUCCACUUCAAUGCCCCCGUUAUCUUCGUCCCUCAGUCGUCGUCAUCUACCAAUGUCAUUGUGGCUGAUCUUGGUCAGCUCUCUGUCAAGAAUUGCUUCUCUAAGCAGCCCUUUCAAAGCAAUGCUGGAAUUCCUCCUGUGGUGGAUAUUAUGACAGUGAAACUGACGGACCUGAAGAUGUACAGGACCACAUAUUUGAAGAACAAACAAAAGUUUCAGGGGGAGAUUCAGCUGUUGAUGCCUGUUAACCUGGACUUGAAGAUUAUGAGAAACCUUUCAUCUAACUGGUACCACAGCAUACCUGACAUAGAGAUCUCAGCUCACCUAAAGCCUAUGACUUUGAAUCUCUGUGAGGAAGACUUGGUAGUUGUUCUAAGGACUUGGAGUGAGAACAUGUCAGAGAAGUCUGUUGAUGACUCAAACCAAAGCAGCUCUGAGCCUAUUUUUGACUCGGCAUCUGGCAAAGAAUCACAGCCAUCCGAACAGAACGGAACAACAAACAAAAAUACAGUAGUGACAGCAGCUGUCGUUGAGACCCAGCAGAAUGUCAUGGUGAAGAGUACACUCAAAUUAGACUUCAAGUUUGAUUCAAUGACCCUGAUCAUGUACAGCCCAAAUGAUGAUGAGCUUGAACUGCUGGACUCGCAUGAUGAUGAGCUGAAGCUGGCAGAGUUCACCCUGAGCUCCAUCUCUGUCUCCAUCCACAUGUUCUCCACUGGCUGCAUGAGAGCCUCGGUCCAACUGGCUACCUGCCUUCUUGAUGACAAGAGGCCCAAUGUCAAGAUGGUCACACCAAGGAUGGUGGCCAUGCGUCCUGGUGCAGAGCAGAUCAUGAUGGUGGAAGUGAACUUUCGUCAAGGUCGAGAAGGCACCGUGUUGGAAACAACUGUGCAGGACUUAUACUUAUGUGCCAGCAUGGAAUUCCUGCUUACUGUGGCAGAUAUCUUUCUAGAGGCCAGUCAGAAGGCAUUCAGUCAGAAACCACAACAAAAAAGCCUUGCUGGAUCAGUAGAAAAGAAGACCUCCUCUGUCAAAUCUAAAGAGCCCACUCCUCCCUCAGCAACAAAGAGUGAGAUUUAUGUUGUUGUGAGAAAUCCGGAGAUUGUGUUUGUGGCCGACCUGACACGGGCAGACGCCCCCGCUUUGGUGAUGACCACAGACUGUGAAUUAACAAUGAAAACCAGUGUAGAGGGCUCAAAAAUGACUGCUGCUAUCAAAGACCUAAAGGUUGUUGCGUGUCCCUUCUUGAGAGAGAUGAGGAAAACUGAUGUGACCACAGUGCUGCAGCCGUGCCAGGUGUCUUUUAAAAGUAGUGAGUCCCCGAGUUGUCCUCAGGCUAUGGAGGUGUCCAUAAGUGCUCUUACACUGAAGGUUUCUCCCAUCAUUAUCAACACAGUCAUCACCAUCCAAUCAGCUCUGACACCAACAGCAGAAACUCCUGAAGAGUUGGAGAGUCCUGUACCUGUUGACCUGUGGGAAAAGAGGGACUGGAAACUGUUAAAAUUCUGGUUUUUAGAAGAAGAGGGGGAUGAAGACACACGAUCUCUAACCCCACUGAUACCACAGGGAGAAUCACUGCAGUUGUCAAUCAAAACAAUCUGCAUUACACUGGAAGCUGGUGUAGGACAUCAUACUGUCCCCAUGCUUUUGGCCAAGUCUUCAUUCCAUGGAAAUGUUAAAAACUGGUCCACACUCAUUAACCUACGGAGUGAGCUGGACAUGGAGGUUCACUAUUUCAAUGAGGUGAUGGGAAUUUGGGAACCACUGCUGGAGCCUUUAGAGGAUGAAACUAGAGAUGGAUUUAAACCAUGGAAACUUGAACUCAAGAUGAAAAAGAAGCAGGUGCAGCCCACAAGUCUUUCAGAUGAAGUGGAUUACAACGUCCCAGACUAUAAGACCGUUAUCACUGUCAUCAGUAAAGACCAGCUCAACAUCACGCUCUCCAAGUGUGGACUGACAAUGCUCAGUAACCUUGGAACGGCAUUUGCAGAGGCUGCAAAACAGACGUCUGAGAGCUUCCAGAAAGAUAAAUCACCAUUUUUGGUGAAGAACUGCCUGGGUCUGCCCCUCUCUGUCCAUCACAGCCGCAUGUUUUGUCCCAUCUUGCGAGAGAGCACAAACUGCAUGGUGAAUCUUCAGGAUGGUGAAACUCUGGGGAUGGACUAUUCUACCACAACAGAUGACCAUUUCUCAGCCAUGAUCUCCUUGAGUGAAAAGGACUACUACAUACAGCCAACUCCAGAUGGACACACCUCAGCCUCUGUGAUACCACUAAUCAAAGUGGGCAGAGGCAUGUACAGUGUAACUCACACAGAGUCUGGAGUAAUUCGCUUUCUAGUCUGUCAAAUUUACUCUGUGGAUGGCAGCAAGUAUAUAAAGAUCCGCUCGCCUUUUCAGAUCAUCAAUCACUUCACGAUACCAUUCAAAGUUUUUGAAGGAUCAGAGUGUCUGGGUACUGCUCUGCCAAAUGAGGAGUACUGUGUACCACUGGAUUCAUACAGGUCUGAACUUAGCCUCCAGCCGAUAACCAAGGACGACGCUGAUAAUCAGGUUCCACUGUUUGAGUGCUCAGAGGGCUUCAGUUAUGAAGAUGUCUGUAACCAGCAUCAGGAGGUGCACCUCCAGCAGACAUGCCUUCAUCGUGGAAACCAACUUGACAGGAUCAUGAUAAACAUUGUACCAUUGAAAGAUACUGUGACCUUCAAUGACACCGGAGGUAUUGGGGAGAAUUUUGACAUGCCUCUUGUGCUCCACCUUUGGCCCUUCAUUCUGCUGCGCAACUUGCUGCCCUACUCCAUCACAUAUGAGCUCAAGAACAGUGAAGCCUCUACCCCUGAAACUACUCUGGACCCAGGUCACUCUGCUCAGCUUCACACCGCAGUCAUCAACCAGUCAAAACUGUGUCUACGGCUACUGAACUAUUUGGCCCAAGACUGGUCUUCUGAGUACAGUCUGCUGGGUGAACAGGACGAAAUCACCUUCAUCAUGUUCCAGUCUCUACGGGAGGCUGACGAAAAUGAUGGUGAGGAUGCAGACAGGACAAAGGCAGAGUUGGACAUAGCCAUACAUGUCAAAUAUGACCUGAGACAGAUGGAGAUUUCCAUCCACUGCCCCUAUUGGAUGGUGAAUAAGACAGGCAGAUUACUGCAGUACAUUGCUGAUGACAUCCACCGUAAACACCCGCUGGACUACGAUAUGCCGCUGCUCUUCUCAUUCAAGCCUCGCUUCUUCCUUAAAAACAAUAAGGUUCGCCUCAUGAUUUCAGACAGUGACUCUUCUGAUGAGUUUUCCUUGGAUACAGUUGGUAGUCAUGGAGAGGUGAAAUGUAAAGGCAGAUACAGGGAUUACCUGGUUGGUGUGAAGAUUGAUAAAAGCAGUUUCAGCCUCACCCGCAUCGUGACCUUUGUGCCCUUUUACAUGCUGGUCAAUAGAACAAAGCACAAUGUCUACAUCUGUGAAGAGGGCCAAGACAACUGGACCAAGGCAAAGCCAGAACAGUCAUCCAUACCUUUCUGGCCAGAGACGGACACAAAGAGGCUGAAGAUCAAAGUAGAUGGUUGUUUAUCACCUCCUCAGACCAUUAAGUUCACCCAACCCGAGAACUGUCUGCUGCUGCGUAUGGACAGCUCUGUGGGCGGGAUCAUUGUGGAUGUAAACUUGUCAGAACACUCAGCCACUAUUCGUUUCUCAGAGUACCACGAUGGAGCAGCUCCUUUCCUCAUCAUCAACCACACCAAAGACCAGACUCUUCAAAUUCAUCAGAGCAACCGGACAGAACCAACCUGGGUGGCUGAAGAGCUACUCGACCUCUCCUUCUCAGUGGAGGAGGACAGUUCCCAGAAAGUAACAGAACAGCAGGAGCUGGAACCUGGGAAAGCUGUGCACUACACCUGGGCUGAACCCACAGGGUCCAGAGAGCUUUGCUGGAAGUGUGGCUCCUAUAGUGGGGUGCUGAAGAAUGAGGAGGACUUACACGAUGACAUGAAAGGUGAAGGAAAACUCUUCGUCAUGUCCUUUUAUGAAGGCCUUCAGCGUGUGGUGCUGUUCACUGAAGAUCAGCCUGUUUACAAGCUACUCUGUGAGAGUGAGAAGGCUCAGCUGGCUGAACAGGAAAUCAUCCUGUCUCUGAAGAACAUGGGAAUUUCUCUGGUCAACAACAACAGCAGCCAAGAAGUCGCCUUUAUCGGGAUCACGAGCUCUGAUGUGGUAUGGGAAGUAAAGCCAAAGAAGAAGAAUCGGUGGAAAACCCUGACUACUAAAGAAGCAGAACUUCUGGAGAACAGUUUUAAGGAAUACAUUGAAUCAGCACCAAUAGAUAAUGGCAUCUUUGAUCUGGAAAACAAUAUUCAGGUGUUGUUUACUCCUAAUGGCACUGACAUGCGGAUGCUGCAGCCGUGUCAUGCUCCUCUUAGGAGACACUUUCUGCCUGGUGUGAAGGUGGAGUACAAUGUCUCACAACGACAGAAGGCCUACAGAGUUCAGAUCCAUCGCAUACAGAUUCAGAAUCAGCUGCCGGGAGCCAUCUUCCCUUUUGUCUUUUACCCUGUGAAACUGCCAAAGUCCAUAACUAUGGACUCAGAACCAAAACCUCUGACUGACAUCAGCAUUGUUACCAGAACAGCAGGACACUCUGAUAUCUCUCGCAUAAAAUAUUUCAAGGUCUUGAUUCAGGAAAUGAAUUUGAAGAUCGAUCUGGGUUUUCUUUAUGCCCUUCUGGACCUGAACCCCAGCACCGUCCUGGAAACCGGUCUGAUGACCUCAGAACAGGAGGUGGAGCUGUUUGAGAAGGACAUCGAGUACAUCAAGACAGAUCUGAACGAUGUGGCUGCUGCUGACACCACUCCCAUCAGCCUCUAUGAGUAUUUCCACAUUUCCCCUAUUAAGGUAAACAAAAAGAUUAAUUGUAGUGUAUCAAUGAAUCAAACUCAAUCUUGAAACAUCCGUAAGCAAUUUUGUUAUGGGUGCAAAGCAUGACCACUGACAUCUUCACCCUUUCAUUAACUAAUGAAUGAUAAUUGGUCACGCUACAAGAACAUGUUUUAUAAAUAUGGAGAUAUGUAUAUAUAU